Ilex paraguariensis (yerba mate) is the source of this 621-nucleotide messenger RNA. Lineage: Eukaryota; Viridiplantae; Streptophyta; Magnoliopsida; Aquifoliales; Aquifoliaceae. The record is from the annotation of a GenBank genome assembly.
AUGAAAAAUCAAUGUAAGUUUUCUUUUUUCUUUCUUUUGUCCCCUUGUCCUGGAUCAUCGCAGGAAUAUGCUUGCUACACAUUUCCCCUUGCAACAUCAAUUAUUUUGUCAGGGCAGUAUGAGGAUGAUCUGGAUAAUUGUGAGGAUGUUGUUUAUACCGGUCAGGGUGGAAAUAAUUUACGUGGUAAUAAGCGUCAAAUACAGGAUCAAGUGAUGAAACGUGGUAAUUUGGGACUGAAAAACUGUAUGGAGCAAUGUGUGCCUGUUAGAGUUGUUCGUGGCCACAAGUGUGCAAAUAGUUAUGUGGGCAAAGUUUACACAUAUGAUGGCUUGUACAAGGUUGUUAAUUACUGGGCAGAGAAAGGUGUUUCUGGGUUCACUGUAUAUAAGUUCCGACUAAAGCGGCUUGAAGGGCAGCCUCUACUGACCACGAACCAGGUUCAUUUUGCUCGAGGUCGUAUUCCCAACUCCAUUUCUGAAGUACGCGGGUUGGUGUGCACGGACAUUUCUGGAGGCCUAGAGGAUAUCCCCAUCCCAGCUACCAAUUUGGUUGAUGAUCCACCUGUUGCACCCUCAGGAGUAAAGAGAGCUGAAGAUGUUGUACCAGCUAGUGAUGUGUGA